This is a messenger RNA of Trematosphaeria pertusa, 2013 nucleotides long. RefSeq names its product kinase-like protein. The transcript has a single exon. NCBI's taxonomy places the organism in Eukaryota, Fungi, Ascomycota, Dothideomycetes, Pleosporales, Trematosphaeriaceae. Gene Ontology annotation, cellular component: cytoplasm. The record is from RefSeq and is a predicted model, not a curated record. Bases 1 to 2013 code for a protein of 670 amino acids. Gene Ontology annotation, biological process: protein phosphorylation. Gene Ontology annotation, molecular function: ATP binding; protein serine/threonine kinase activity.
AUGGAUGCAGUCGAUGGGUCGUCAGUUGGCCUCGAGCGUCCGUUGGGGAUGCACACAGCCCCGAACAAUGAGACGCAUCGACAGAACAGAAGAUCCAGCUCUACCUCAAUGCCGCCAGCACCAAACGAUGCAGUUUUCCAUAUGAAUCUUGCACAGCUUGAUCGCCCUAUGCACAUCGAAUUCGGUAACCGGCCGCUGUCGAUUUGCUCACCAGGCGAGAACCUGACGAACUCUGCUUUUUCACCUCCAUACCUGCUUCAUCCUACACAGCUGUCCACUCAAACACCGAAAUUCGGACCACCCAAAGCAUUCGGAACUUCUCAGGAGAACACACCGCUCAGGGAAAUUCGACCACGCUUUUCAACAAAUGGCCUUAGACGACCUGCCAUAGGCCAGGAAGUCAGAGCGCAAACCUCCACGCAGGACCAUGUGGAGAGAAGCAUUCGACCGCGCCAGUCCCGCAUGCUUAAGGCACGCCAUUCGACAAAAGACCUGCACUCCGCGCAGCCUAGCGUACCCAACAGCCGUCCGAACAAAGCUCCGAGAUUUGAACCUAACGACGACCCAAACUCUGCGACUAGCGCCUUGCCAUCCGUCCACCCGAACGUGUGCCGCUACUGCGCCAAUCGCGGUCUGCCAUCGCCGCGAAGUCAGUUCUAUCCGGACUGCCCCCACCACACCUCUGGGUUUGAAAGCAGUCCAACCCCCGGAUCACCUGGCAGUACUCUCGCCUUCACUGAGGCCUUUAACGAUAAUGGGACCAACCGCAUCAGGCGCCAAAAGUCGUCUCUACUCCCCAGAUCACAGAAGCCAGCCUUAGCACUGGCCCCGCAUCAUGUGAUUGGUGGUUUCCGGAUUUCUCCCUCCCAAAACGCUAUUACUGAAGAUCUGCCACUCCCCGUGCCGCCUAGAAUACUCUUUAUCCAGACCGUAGCCAAUGCACUUCGGCUCAAGGAAUCGACUGCCGCGGCUGUUUCUGGACUUCAUUCAAAGAAAAGCAAGGACGAUCAUUGGGUACUUGGGCCUGGAGACGAGGAAGCACUUGUGUUCUGCAAUCUGCUGGGCCAUGGAUCAGUAGGGGUGGUAGAGGAAGUGAGGUUGAGGAACCGAACCUUGCCAACACUAGUCCGGAAGCGCGUCCGGCUUCCCGUUCGCGAUCGGGAAUCAGUCUUGAGGCUUAUCAAAGAAGAAACGCAGAACCUCAAGGCACUAGCACAUACCCACAUCGUCACCAUUAUCGCGUCGUAUGAGGAUAACAAGCAGAAGAAUCGGCAGUCCUACUGUCUUCUCAUGGCCCCUGUCGGAGAUAACGAUCUGAAAACAUUCCUGGACAUUGCAACAGAAGCCGAUGCCCUCCUCAAUGAGUGGUCAGACUGGAUUAGGAGCUGGUUCGGCUGUCUAGCAUCAGCCCUCGUCUACAUGCACGGACGGGGUAUCCGGCACCAAGACAUCAAGCCUUCGAAUAUCAUACACAGAGGGAGCCAGAUUUUCUUCACGGACUUUAGUUCCUCGUCACGCUUCGUGGUUGGGCAGACCACUUCGACCGAUAACCCCUGCCGUUCCUCUCCGAUGUACGCCGCUCCCGAAAUCGUGGAUAGAUUCUCCGAGUCGGGGAAUCUUCGAAAGCACGGCCGCGGGUCAGAUAUUUUCGCCCUCGGUGGCGUUUUCUGCGACAUGCUAACUGUUUUUACUGGAAGACCUGUCGACACAUUUCACAAGUUCUUGAGAGAGUAUCAGACCCCGCAGGAGCCGGCUUCAAGUCCUUCUAGUACGCAACUGUUAUAUAGCCGCAAGUUGCCUGCUAUUCAGCAGUGGUUUGCCGACUGCACGUUCUUCCAGUGCAUCUUACCGAUGCUAUCGCCGGAUCGCAUGGCGAGGCCAAGCGCAGCAGAAGUGCUCAUGAGCAUUCUUGCCAAACAGAACCGGAAUGAAGGAUGGCCUGAGAGCUGCCCUUGCUUUGCGGAGACCAAGUCUGCCAUACUCGAAAAGUCCGCCCUUUCCGGUCUUCGAUAA